Molecule: messenger RNA, 1453 nt
Organism: Scleropages formosus (Asian bonytongue)
Lineage: Eukaryota; Metazoa; Chordata; Actinopteri; Osteoglossiformes; Osteoglossidae
Product: tetraspanin-8-like
Exons: 9
Coding region: 426-1106 (226 amino acids)
Cellular component (GO): membrane
Source: RefSeq, a predicted model, not a curated record
GGUCCGGUGUUUGGUGACCCGCCUGUGCAGGAAGAUCGAUCCACAGAUGGUUUUGACGUACGACAAAGUUUUGAGGAGAUGGAACCCUGGUGCUCAGAAGGCAUCGGGUACCCAGACGUGACUGGUGAUCAGCAUAGCCAAGCAAAUGCUUUGGAAUGCAAAAACUCAGCUGGUCCAGACAAAGAGAUUUGGGCGUUCAGGGUGUGUAUUGUAAAAUCCGGGCCAACCUAAAGUUUAGGCUAGAGUUUGACGUCUCGCAAUGAGGUUACUUAGAAGCCAAAGAGAGGUGGAAGGGCCUCUUGACUAACGCCACAGGCCUGUGGCAGUUCCUCCAUCCUUGGAUUGCAGGAGGACUGAUUGUCUUACUCGGAGAAUUUAGUCGAUUCCGCUAUAAUGAGGUUGAUAGCAGAGUCUCUCGAGGGGUCAUGUUUGUCGACAUAACUGGAAUGCUCACGAUGUUAGUCGCAGGUCUGGGGGUCUUUGGUGCCUACAAGGAGAAGAAAUGGCCACUAAUCGCGUUUUUCCUUGUGAUGACUGCAGUGGUGGUGGUGUUUUUGUGGGCCGGUAUCUCCUUAGUUCCCUUCUCGUCACAGGUGAAGGACAGGCUACAGGUUUACUUCAGAAGCAUCACGCCGUUGGAUAAGGCCAGUUCCGAGAUUACAACGGUUGCAAACAAGUUUCAGUACUUGCUCCAUUGCUGCGGAGUCUACAAUGGCUACCAGGACUGGGGGGGAAAAAUUCCUCUGACCUGCCACUGUUCUGCAGCUUACCAGAACACCCCAAAAUGCAGGACGGUAUCCAUAUCAUAUGAGGGUUUCUGGGUUAGACGUGCUGAAGACUCAGAGCUGCAGGUGUACUCAGAGCCUUGUGCUCCAAUCAUACUUAAAUACCUUGAUAAAGUAUUUGCUGUUUUCACUGGAGCCAUUUUUUGCGUGGUUGCCGUUGCGGCUAUUGGGAUGAUCAUGUCCAUGACACUGUGCUGCAGGAUCAGAAAAAGGAGCAUAGAACUAGGUUCUGCGUCCUCCUCGGACUCCAGGAAGUCUGAAGUGCCCCUGUACAUCGAAGCUUUUCCACUAACUCAUGUAAAUGUUCCCCAGGAGUAUUGAUGUCCAAAUCUUACUGCAGUCCUGUAACCAAAACUAUUCAUUACAUUCAGUCCUGGAUGAUGUGCCUUCUACCCUAAUUGACUUCAUAAUUUGUGCCAAUGUAACAAUUGGUACCACUAUAUCUACUGUAUAAAUGCUCCUCAACUAACGACGAGGUUAUGUUCUGAUAAACCCAUCAUAAGUGGAAAAGUCGUAAAUCGAAAAAGAAUACGAUACCACACCUACCGAAUACCGUAGCCUAGCCUACCUUAAAUGUGCUCAGAACACGUACCAUAGACUACUGCAGGGCAAAUUUAAGCAGGAGACGCAUGAUGGGAUGCAAAAACACAAAAUAAAAAAAAAUGCUU